AUGUCACCACACGAGACACCUGCGGGGGAAUCCCAGCAGACCCUCGAACAACAACUGGAACACAGGAAACGGAAAUCGGACAGAGCUUGCGAUUUCUGUAGAAGACGGAAGAGACCAGGCGAUGGAGAUCAAAUUGCGCGCAAGUCGUGCUCGAAUUGUACCAUAAACAACCUCAAGUGCACAUACCACGACACAGCCAAGAGGCAAGUUAUCAGCAAGACCUACGUGGAGGCAUUAGAACGGCGCAUCGAAGAGCUCGAAGCUCAGCUCGAACGUCGGGAACAACUAUCGGCCAACGAAGAAGGCGAAAGCCCGAUGACUAUGAGUUCCACCAGACCCAGCUCACCCCAUACCCCAAGCAUAACCCAAGAGCAAAUGCGCGACAUGGCGCGCGCAAUGAUACGUACGGGUACCCGGCACCGCCACGAGGAUCCCAAGGACGGAGAAGGCGUAGAGGGACCGGCCAUACCAGGCUCCAUCGAGUUUGAGCGUGGCGAGUACAACCCACAGGACGAGGAUAUCAUUGAACGCUUCCGGCACGUCCAACUGAACACCUCAAUAUUCAACCGAUUUUUGGGCAAGAGUAGCACGGCGCACCUCGUGUUGAAGCUCAUCAGCCUGAAGAAGCAACCAGACGAGCCCUACAGGGUCCCUGCCACCUUCUUGAAUGGACGUCGCUCCAGGUACUGGAGCGCGCGACCAUGGGAAUGUGCACUUCUCUCCACUGAAUCGGUGGAAUACGAAUUUCCAGAGGAGGAUCUUAUGCGCACACUCAUCGACCUCUUCUUCAACAACGUGCACCUCUACUUCCCCGUCCUCCACAGACCAAGCUUCGAGGAGGGCCUACGCAACGGCCGACAUCACACCGACCACGACUUCGGCGCGAUUGUUCUCUGCGUGUGCGCUUUGGGCGCCCGAUACUCGGAAGAUCCGAGGGUGCUUUCCGAAGAAUACGACAUGGAUAGCCAUUCCGGAGGAUGGAAAUGGUUCACCCAAGCGGAAAAGACGCGCAGACCGAUUUUUGGCGCGCCUAGCCUGCAGGAGAUUCAGUCGUAUUGCCUAUCGAUUUUAUUCAUGCUUGCGUCGUCGAACUUGAUGACGCAGCAUAUCUGGACGCGCAUUGGGGUCGCCAUACGGUACAUUCAGGACGUGGGCGCGCAUCGGCGGACAAGGAAGAAGAUUCCCACCAUUGUGGACGAACUAUGGAACCGGGCUGCUUGGGUCCUCGUAGCAUUGGAUAGGAAUUUGAGCUCGAUACUCGGUCGAAACUGCGCCAUGCCGGACGAAGACUUUGAUAUCCGUUAUCCCAUGGACGUCGACGACGAGUACUGGUACAAUCCCGAACGGCCAGAAGAGUCAUGGAAGCAGCCUGCAGACAAGCCUUCAAAGGUUGCAUGCUUCAUCCAGUACAUCAAGCUAUCCCGAAUAACCGAGGUCGCCAUCCGGACGAUUUAUGGCACGAAUAAGUACGGCUUCCUGAAGAAAUUCAUGGGUGAAGGUUGGGAACGCGACUUCGUCCAGGAACUCGAUUCUGCACUCAAUCAGUGGAUGGACGAGAUGCCGCGGUAUUUGCAAUGGGAUCCCGAACAACAAGACCACCAGCUAAUGAACCAGGCGGUGUUCCUGCAUUGUUCCUCCCGGCAAACGCAGAUUCUCAUCCAUCGCCCGUUCAUCACUGCGCAUCCACUAGCGGCAAAUCCGUCCUUCCCUUCGUUGACCAUCUGCACUACGGCAGCCCGAGCGUGUGCACAUAUUUUGGACCAGCAGAAGCGGAAGACAGGCGCUGGUUUGCCGUAUGUCAUGUUUGCUGCUUCUGUGUCCGCCAUCGUCUUGCUCGUCAGCAUGUGGACGCGCGUCAAGCCUCGGUCCCCACGAGAUCAGCUCAAGGAGCUCAAGGACGUUCAUCUCCUCAUGGACUACCUGAAGAGCAUGGAAGAUCGCUGGGUCACUGCUGGCCGUACCUGGGACGUCCUCGAUGAGCUAUGCUCCAUCGGGGAGCUCCCGAACUCGCAACUUGGCAAACGCACGCGCGACGGUGCAGACGACGCUUCCUCCGAACGGCCAAAUCCCAAUCAUCAUACAAAGCACGACGAGAUCGGGUACGACAGGGUACACCCGCGCAGCGAUCCCAAGCUGAGCGCGCAAGCCAUGGGUCCAUCGCAGUUCGCCCAGGGUCCUGUGGACAUAUGCGUGGGACCGAUGCACCACUCAGGUGUUGGUCCUCCGCCACCGAUGCAGAACGGCCUCUCUGCAUCGACGAUGUACAGCGCCCUCACUCCGGACCAGCUCGGCUACCCGGCGGGGGCAUGCGAUGCGCCUCCCGCUGUGUCAGGGACGGGCAAUUGGUUCUCGUCUCCGACAUCCGGCUCAAGUGGAAUGGCCGGCACGAGCAUGGGCUCGGCCAGACAUGCGAGCAUGGAUUCGACGGCACCCCGCGGUAGCAUGGAUUCGAUAGGGAGUAUGGACUCACUGGGCGGACGCGGCAGCAUGCACUCGACGACCUCGAGCAUGGAUGCGGGCGCUAGCUUCGACUCGCCGCCUGGGUGGGGCUCGUUCGGGGAGAUGGCGUCGACGGGCUUUACGGGCAGUCCUGGGAUGGGCGAGGCGAACCAGCUUGACCCAGACGGUAUGACGAUCUGGCAGUCAGUGCCGCCUGCUUUCGACCCCAACGAUUGGGUGACCUACCUCGCUGGAUUGGCCGAGGUCGCCAACAACGACCAGAGUGGCCAGCCCGUAGUCCAGCAGGUGGGCGGGGAGGACACAGUAGUGUUCCCCUCCAGUAUCCAGGAUGGGAGCAACUUCUACAUGGGCAAUCCAUCGUACCCGUCAUUCGAUCCAUCACGCUGAGCAUUAGAACAAGACCGUGGACAAUCGCAAUAGUUGAUCAACGCUUUCGAGGUAUUUAUCAGUCGUUCGAGUCACCCUGCUGUAUUCCUAGCGUAAAUCCUUCUGUAAUAUCAAUGAAUUACACCGCUCCUA
This is a messenger RNA of Schizophyllum commune H4-8, 2979 nucleotides long. Its product is annotated as putative fungal-specific transcription factor with Gal4 and fungal trans domain. The transcript is spliced from 13 exons. Gene Ontology annotation, biological process: regulation of DNA-templated transcription; DNA-templated transcription. The record is from RefSeq and is a predicted model, not a curated record. NCBI's taxonomy places the organism in Eukaryota, Fungi, Basidiomycota, Agaricomycetes, Agaricales, Schizophyllaceae. Gene Ontology annotation, molecular function: DNA-binding transcription factor activity, RNA polymerase II-specific; zinc ion binding; DNA binding. Bases 1 to 2847 code for a protein of 948 amino acids.